Molecule: messenger RNA, 2105 nt
Organism: Leptosomus discolor (cuckoo roller)
Lineage: Eukaryota; Metazoa; Chordata; Aves; Leptosomiformes; Leptosomidae
Gene: GOLIM4
Product: golgi integral membrane protein 4
Cellular component (GO): Golgi membrane; Golgi apparatus
Source: RefSeq, a predicted model, not a curated record
AUGGGCAACGGGAUGUGCUCCCGAAAACAGAAGCGGAUUUUCCAGACCCUCCUGCUCUUGACUGUGGUGUUCGGGUUCCUCUACGGGGCGAUGCUCUACUACGAGCUGCAGGGCCAGCUGAGGAAGGCUGAGGCCACGGCGCUCAAGUACCAGCAGCAUCAAGAGUCGCUCUCAGCUCAGUUACAAGUUGUAUAUGAGCACAGGUCAAGAUUAGAAAAGUCAUUACAAAAGGAAAGGCUUGAACAUAAGAAAGCGAAAGAAGAUUUUCUUGUUUAUAAACUAGAAGCACAGGAAACACUAAAUAAAGGAAGGCAAGACUCCAACAGCCGAUACAGCGCGCUGAGUGUGCAACACCAGAUGCUGAAGAGUCAACAUGAAGAACUAAAGAAACAGCACGCUGACCUUGAGGAAGAUCACCGAAAACAAGGAGAAGAGUUUAGCAGAACAUUCAGUGAUCACAAGGAGCGAUACUUACAGCUGCAGCAGGAAAAAGAGCAGGAGAUCUCUAAGCUGAAGGAAUCCCUGUAUAACUUACGGGAGGAGAACAGACAGUUGAGAAAAGCUCACCAAGACAUUCACACCCAGCUACAAGAUGUCAAGCAACAGCAUAAGAACUUACUCUCCCAACACAACCAGCUUGUAGUGACACUGGAAGACCACAAGAGUGCGCUAGCUGCUGCACAGUCCCAGGUGGAGGAAUACAGGCAGCUGAAGGACACGCUCAACAAGAUGCCAAGUUUCCGACAGCCGGAGAAGUUGGAACGACCCGACGAGCAACCCGAGGGGCGAGCAGCAUCUCCCCGCAGUGACCUCCCAGUGCCCCACGAAGCUGUGGCUGAAGAGCAUAAGGAGAAUGAGAAGCCAAAAGAGAGAGAAGAAAUAGAUACCCAGGAGAAAGAAGACAGAGCUGAGCCUUUUCACCUGCAAAGAAGGGCUAAUGAGGGCCAGCAUGCCAAAGAACUAAAUAUUCAGGAGCAACAAGAGGCUGGAGAGGAUGAUGAGCAACGUGUGGAUCAAGUUGAAGAGGAGCGCAAGAAAGAACUUGAAGAGGAAGAAAUGGAGCAGGCAGGUCAGCCUGAGCACUUAGAGGAGGAACAGGAUCAAGUACCAGAAGAGCAUGAGUGGAAAAAACAGGAACAGAAGGAAGAAGAAACCAACAUGUUGGGUGAUCAUCUUCAUUCAGAGAUAACAUCCACGAAAGCUGUAACAAAAAGACAUAAGCCAGCUUACGAAGAACAACUAGAGCAGCAACAUCUUGCAGCCCAAAGAGCAGAGGAAGCCAGCCAGCUCCGAGAGCAUCAGGAGUCACUGCACCAGCAAAGGCUGCGAGGACAGCUAUUGCGGCAGCAGCAGCUUCACGAGAAAGAGCUUCAGCUGCAGAAACAGGCAGAGCAAGGAGAAAAACUCUAUAAAAACCGGCUAAGCCAACAGGCUCGUUAUGACAACAUGGACCAUGAUAUCGUACAAGGGGAAGAAGAGCAAGGUAUUCAGGAAGAGGAAGGAGCUUAUGAACGUGACAACCAGCACCAGGAUGAAGGUGAAGAUGAUGAUCAAAAUAAUGCAAAUGAACAGCAAGAACCAGAACAUCGAGUAGAAAACCAGCAGGCUGAUGAAUCAAAGGCAGCCAUGGAAGAUGUGAAUCCUGCUGAUGACCCCAACAAUCAGGGAGAAGAUGAAUUUGAGGAAGCUGAGCAAGAGAGAGAAGAAAAUCUACCAGAUGAAAACGAAAAGCACAAGCAAAGCAGUCAGAAACAAGGACCUCCAGGAAUGGAAGAGCACCUAGUGAUGGCAGGGAAUCCUGACCAGCAGGAAGAUAACGUGGAUGAACAGUACCAGGAAGAGGGAGAAGAGGAGAUCCAGGAAGAUUUGACUGAAGAGAAGAAACGAGAACUGGAACGCAAUGCUGAGGAGCCAUAUGGUGAAAAUGACGAAAACGCAGAUGAAAAGAAUAAUGGAGGGGCAGAUCAAGAGCAAGAAGUGCAAGAAGAGAACAACCAGAAAGAAAUUCAUGAGGAAAAUUACGAAGAGGAAGAGGAGGAGGAGGAGGAAGGCAGAGCUGUUGCAGCAAAAACUCAUAGACGAGGGGAGAUGUAGUCCUCUUCUUU